Molecule: messenger RNA, 1112 nt
Organism: Paecilomyces variotii
Lineage: Eukaryota; Fungi; Ascomycota; Eurotiomycetes; Eurotiales; Thermoascaceae
Product: CFEM domain protein
Exons: 3
Coding region: 150-1004 (284 amino acids)
Source: RefSeq, a predicted model, not a curated record
UCAUGAAGACUGCUACCAUUCUCUCCGUUGCCCUCUUCGCUGCCUCGGGUCUGGCCGACACGUCCAUUUCUUCAUGUGCUGUAUGUCGGUCAACAUGAUCCUGCGGAUCCGUCAAUUGGAGGCUCAAUGCUGAUAUACUGCUGUAGGAGAUGUGCCUGAACAACAUGAAGGCCCUUGCUCCUUCUCUGGGUUGCAGCGCGAAUGACAGCAACUGCCUGUGCAAUAACCAGGACUUCAAGUACGGUGUUCGCGACUGCACCCAGCAGGCUUGCCCUGGUGACGAUGUCCAGGCUGCUGUCGCCUUUGCUACUCAGCACUGUGCCAGUGUUGUGAGCUCUGGCUCUGGAAGCUCUAGCGCUUCCUCCAGCGCCUCCUCCAGCGCUUCCUCCGGUGAAGCUUCUGCUUCUGCUUCUGCUACCGGUGCUGGUGCUGCUGGUACCGGUGCCUCCUCUGAGAGCGCUUCUGCUACUGGUGCUGCUACCACUGGAUCUGCUGCCGCUUCUGGCGCUGCCGGAGCUGGUGGUUCUUCCAGCGCUAUCACCACUGAGCCCGUCCUCUCUACUGUGACCAGCGGCAAGUCUUCUGAGACGACUACCAUCGGUAGCACCACCCUUUACACUGUUGUUGGCGGUCCUAACGGUGGCGCUGGUGCCUCCGGCUCUGGUGCUUCUAAUGCCUCCGGUGCUGCCAAGACUGGUGCCUCCAGUGCCUCUGGUGCUGCCUCUACCGGUAUCUCUGCUGCUUCCAGCGCUGCCAAGUCUGGUGCUUCUGGUGCUUCCAGCGCUGCCAAGUCUGGUGCUUCUGGUGCUGCAGGUGCUGCUAAGACUGGUGCUUCUGGUGCUUCUGGUGUCGCUUCGACCGCUGCUUCUGGUGCUUCCGGUGCCGCUUCGACCGCUGCUGGUGGCGCUGGUUCAUCUUCCACCUCCCAGGGCGCUGCUCCCAUGGCCACUCUCGGUAGUGGUAUGGCCGGUGCUGUCGGUCUUGCCGCUCUUUUCGUCCUGUAAAGCAAAUGCGAAUCGGUGGCCAUUUGAGAUUGUCCUCGGCUCAUUACCGGUCCGAAGGCUUGCGUCGCUCGCAAUGUGUCGACAAUCAUACGCUAAUAUUCUAUAAUA